This is a messenger RNA of Funneliformis mosseae, 3122 nucleotides long. The record is from the annotation of a GenBank genome assembly. Lineage: Eukaryota; Fungi; Glomeromycota; Glomeromycetes; Glomerales; Glomeraceae.
AUGGCUCAAGAACUUCGUUUCGAUGGACGCACUGUUAUUGUUACUGGAGCUGGUGGUGGUCUUGGACGUGCAUAUGCUUUAGCGUUCGCGGCCCGUGGCGCUAAUGUUGUAGUUAACGACCUUGGCGCGUCUCGAGGCGGGGAUGGUUCAUCAUCUGCUUUUGCUGAUAAAGUAGUUGAUGAAAUUAUCAAAGCUGGUGGCAAAGCAGUUUCGAAUUAUAAUUCGGUUGAGGAUGGUGAUAAAAUAGUUGAAACUGCAAUGAAGGCAUUUGGACGCGUUGAUAUUUUAAUUAAUAAUGCUGGUAUUUUACGUGAUAAGUCAUUUGCAAGAAUGACUGAUUCAGAUUGGGAUCUUAUUCAAGCUGUGCACGUCCGUGGUUCGUAUAAAGUCACAAAGGCGGCUUGGGAUAUUUUCCGAAAACAAAAAUUUGGCAGAAUUAUUAACACAGCAUCAGCGGCUGGUAUUUAUGGAAACUUUGGACAAGCAAAUUAUAGUUCAGCUAAACUUGCUCUAGUAAGUUUUACCGAAACACUUUCAAAGGAAGGUGCAAAGGCCAACAUUCAUGCCAAUGUAAUUGCUCCAAUUGCAGCAUCUAGAAUGACAGAAUCUGUUAUGCCACCAGAUGUUCUUGCAGCGCUUAAGCCAGAUUAUGUAGCACCUCUUGUCAUGUACCUAUGUCAUGAAUCUACUGAAGAAAAUGGUAGUUUAUUUGAAGUUGGAGCCGGUUUCGUUGCCAAGCUAAGAUGGGAACGUUCUAAAGGUGCAGUUUUCAAGGCCGAUGAUACUUUCUUACCUGGUACUGUCGCCGUAAAAUGGAACGAAAUUACAGAUUUUACAAAUCCUACUUAUCCUACGUCAACGGGUGACGCCGAUUUUGUUGGAUUUCUUGAGAAGGCAAAAGCGUUGCCUUCUAAUCCAAAAUCCGAAGACCUUAAAUUCGAUGGAAAAGUUGCUAUUGUCACAGGAGCUGGUGGUGGAUUAGGUCGUGCAUACGCUUUACUAUUAGGAAAAUUAGGGGCAUCAGUUGUUGUAAAUGACCUAGGAGUAAGUGCUCAUGGUCAGGGAGCUACUUCAAGUGCAGCUGAUAAAGUUGUUGAAGAAAUUCGACAAGCUGGUGGUAAAGCUGUCGCCAAUUAUGAUUCCGUAGAAGAUGGUGAAAAAAUUGUUGAAACCGCUAUUAAAGCUUUUGGUCGUGUUGAUAUUAUUAUCAAUAAUGCAGGUAUCCUGAGAGAUAAAUCUUUUGCUAGAAUGACAGAUCAGGACUGGGAUUUGGUUCAAAGGGUCCAUUUGCGUGGAACUUACAAAGUUAUUAAAGCUGCAUGGCCUUAUCUUACAAAACAAAAAUAUGGUCGUAUAAUCAACACAGCCUCUUCUGUCGGUUUAUACGGCAACUUUGGUCAAGCAAAUUACAGCACGGCUAAGCUCGGUAUUUUGGGAUUCAGUAAUACACUUGCUUUAGAGGGACGCAAGAGUAAUAUUUUUGUCAACACAAUUGCACCAAAUGCCGGUACUCGAAUGACAGCUACGAUAUGGCCGCCGGAUAUGGUUGAGGCUUUCAAGCCUGAUUAUGUUGCACCAUUUGUAUCAUUCCUCGCUCAUGAAGCAUGUCCCUCGACUGGAAAUGUUUUUGAAGUGGGUGGUGGUUGGGUUGCUCAAGUUCGCUGGCAACGUGCUGGUGGAAUUGGUUUUCCUACAUCCAAAGCUCUAACUCCAGAAGAUAUAGCUUCAAAAAUUGAUAUAAUAACUAAUUUUGAUGAUGGACGUGCCACCCAUCCAACGACUACACAAGAAGCCCUUCAACAAUUCUUUGAAAACUUUGCCAAUGCGCAAAAAUCUGAAUCUGGACAAUCUAAAUCUAAAAGUAAUAAUAGUAAGAUUGAUGUGGAAGCUGCAAAGAAACGAAAAUUCGAACCUCAUGUCUUUGAAUAUAAAGAGAGAGAUGUAAUGCUUUAUGCGUUAGGAAUUGGCGCAACUCGCAAAGACUUGCAAUGGGUUUAUGAAAACAGUGACAAUUUCUCUGUUAUACCAACAUUUGGUGUCAUCCCAGCAAUUAUUCUUUCCAAUACUUUGCCAUUAAGUGAAGUUCUUGGCGAUUUCAAUGUGAUGAUGCUUUUACACGGUGAACAAUAUCUUGAGCUUAAGAAACCCAUCCCUACUUCUGGAAAAUUAAUUUCAACACCGUAUGUUAUUGAUAUUCUUGAUAAAGGGAAGGGAGUGUCGUUUAUUUUCGGUAUAACUACUACAGAUGAAAAAGGAGAAGUUAUAUUUGAAAAUCAGACAACUCUAUUUAUUCGUGGUAUUGGAGGUUUUGGUGGAAAAAAGACUGGUGAUGAUCGUGGUGCUGCUACAGCUUCAAACGUUCCACCAAAACGCGCUCCAGAUGUUGUAGUAAAGGAGAAAACAAAUGAAAAUCAAGCUGCUUUAUAUCGUUUAAGUGGAGAUUAUAAUCCAUUGCAUAUUGAUCCUAGUAUGUCCGCAAUGGGAGGUUUUGAUGUUCCUAUUCUUCAUGGAAUGUGUACCUUUGGUAUAUCCGGUAAACAUAUUUUUUCUACAUUUGGUAAAAAUGAUCCAAAUACUUUCAAGAGUAUCAAAGCUCGAUUAGCAGCUCCUGUAUUCCCCGGCGAAACACUUGAAACUCAAAUGUGGAAGGAUGGCGAUAAGGUUAUUUUCCAAACCCGUGUAGUUGAACGCGAUGUCAUCUGUAUUGCGUCUGCUGCUGUAGAACUAAGAGGUUCUUCAGCUUCUGGGGCUAGUAUGGGAGCUCCCUCAGUAACUCCAAGUGCUGGUAUUUCUGUACCUGGAUUCCAAUCAUCUUCCGUAUUUGAGCAGCUCAAAGCAGGUUUGGAUGCUGCUUCUCCAGCGGAACGGCAAGCACAAGUAAAGAAGGAACAAUCAUGGUACAUAGACUUUAAGACGGGAGAUGGUGCAGUUGGCAUUGGACCAUCACCAAAGAAAGCUGAUGCAACCAUUGGAGUUAGUGAUGCUGAUUUCAUGGAACUAGCUAGUGGGAAAUUGAAUGCACAAAAGGCGUUUAUGUCUGGAAAGCUUAAGAUCAAAGGUAAUAUGAUGCUUGCUACAAAACUUGGCGAUGUUUUGGCUGGGGGAAAAUCAAAAUCUAAAUU